Molecule: messenger RNA, 1212 nt
Organism: Panicum virgatum (switchgrass)
Lineage: Eukaryota; Viridiplantae; Streptophyta; Magnoliopsida; Poales; Poaceae
Product: translation initiation factor IF-2-like
Exons: 4
Coding region: 412-1212 (266 amino acids)
Source: RefSeq, a predicted model, not a curated record
GAAACUUGUAGAUCUCGAAAUUUUGAACAACUUUGGUAUUCAAAAGUUUUUCAUUUGAGGCCUUGUAGAAGGAGAAAAACUGAAAUUACAAACUGGAGUUUUGAAUUUCGCUCUAUUUACGCAUUUGCCCUCACUCCAUCUUCCUCUCUGUUCCUCGCCGUGAAGACGCCGUUCGCCGCCGGCGCGGUCACUGGCCGCCGACGCGUCGCGCCUCCGGCCGAAACCGCCUUCCCCGUCCCCGGUUUUGCCCCCAUACCAGCUUCCCUGGCGCCUUGCACGCUCGCCACGCGCCCCCGUCGUCCUUCCGCUCGACACGCCGUGGACGCCGUCGCCGUUCUCGACGUCAGUGCUACACGCGUCGCCGCGCCGUUCAACCACCGUCGCCGUUCAAGCCGUCCUCACCCUUUCACGAUGCCAAACUCAAGUUCGCCUCUUCCUCUUCUCGCGCUAGAGCCAGAGCUCGAGCUCCCUGCGCCAGAGGCGCCACCCGCCAUCGCCAUGGCCGCGGAGCUCGGCUCGUCGUGGCAUCGCCCCCUUCGAUUCCUUUUUCCCCAAAUUAAACCCCCAGCAGCCUUCCUCGCCUCCCCACGAGCCUCCCAGGGCCGGCCGCCCCUCCUAAUCGCCGCCGGCGAGCUGCCGCCACGGCACCCCAUGGCCGCCGUCGCACUGCUCCCGUGGAGCUCCCCUGUCCGACCCUCCUACACCACAACCGAGCCCCCAGACCGCUUCAACUCGCCCCCAGGAAGCUCCCCGACCCCUCCACCACCGCCCCAAGCCACCGGAACACCGCCGCCGUUGCACAGAACCGCCGCCGCCCCUUGCUUCACGCCGGCGAGCCCCGUCCGGCCAUCCCCGCGAGCCCCGAGACCACCCACAGGUACGAUAGAUGAACCACGUGAAGGAUGUGAUGUUGGAGUUGAGCCAGAAGACGGUGAAUGGCAAGCCCCGGUUAUCGUCCCUCGCCAAAAUCUUGGGUUCAGGCCGCCAAGACGUGUCUCCUAUGAUCGGGAAGCUGCCGUCCAAAACGGCAAUGGUGCGUCCUACAAUGGCGGAGGUAACAGUGCUCCGAGAGGCAACUACUCUGGCCCUGGCCGCCAUGACGGGUACAACAGGGGCAACGGCGGGUACCAAGGCAACGGCGGGUACCGGCAACAACAGCAGCAGGGCGGCAACGUUGGUGGAUACUACCAGAAGGAGGCGUCCAGCCAAUGA